This is a messenger RNA of Cebus imitator (Panamanian white-faced capuchin), 2052 nucleotides long. RefSeq names its product lamin tail domain containing 2 (gene LMNTD2). The record is from RefSeq and is a predicted model, not a curated record. Lineage: Eukaryota; Metazoa; Chordata; Mammalia; Primates; Cebidae. Gene Ontology annotation, biological process: chromatin organization. Gene Ontology annotation, molecular function: structural constituent of chromatin. Gene Ontology annotation, cellular component: lamin filament.
CCGGACACCACGCCCCACUCCUCACGGGUGGCCUGCUCUGCCCACCCGCAGUUGGCUCCUGAGUCCCUGGAUCCUCGCACGCUGCGGCUGCUGUGGGGGCAGCGAGAACUAGAGAUCCAGGCCUUGCGGUGGGAGGUCCAGAAUGGCCGGGACACCCGGCUCUGCCACAUCCUGCAGGAGGUGGCGGGGCUUCCGCCCAAGAGGAGCUCCCACAGUCAGGAGAGGCUACUGCAGAGCCGGGUCCAGAAGCUGACCCUGCAGCUAAAGGAACAGAAAGAGCGAGCCCAGUGGGAGAAGGAGUACCUGGAGGAGCAGCUGCUGGAGACCACCCGCAGGCUCCAGGAGGUGGAGGCCGAGCUGCAGAACUUCCAGAAGUCCUGCCUCCUGCAGCUAGCCCGCUCCUCGUGGGUGGGCCGCAUGCUGCGAUCCCAGACUGGCAGUGUGGAGGGCUUUCGGCUGGAGGACGUGGACUGGAACAGUAUUGCCCACCGGUACCCCAACCUCUUCACCAACAUGGAGCUUGACUCACAGCAAAAGCAGCCCUGGCCCUGGCCACAGCUAGACACAGACAGCCCGGGGUCCCCUGGAAAGCACUCCGAGGGGCAUCACAAGACCGUGAACUGGGGCUCCCUGCCCUGUCUGGGCACCAGCAGCUCAGGGGGUGCUGACUCCGACUCCAGCAGCUACCAGCGGGGACUGCCUUACCACCUGCUGAAGGCAUCAGGGCACUCGCCCCAGGGCUGGGGUGCUUCCUGCGAGCAGGCACUGGUGCAGGCCAGGAACUCUAGAAAAGGAUCAGAAGAUCUCCAGAAAACCCGAUCAGCCAGGCACCGCAAGCCGGUCCCGGCGCCAGAGCUCUGCACAGACCCUGACUACCCGGGCCCCGAACACCCGCAGAGCCCGACGAGCAGCUGCCUGAAGAUCGUGGCCGUGAGCGUCCGCGAGAAGCUCGUCCGCAUCCUCAAUCAGUCGCAGCAGGAGACGGCCGACCUGGGCGGCGCGGUGCUGAAGCAGCUGGUGCGCGGCCGCCCGGAGCGCCUGUACCGCUUCCCGCCGGCCACGCUGCUGGCCCCGCGCCACCACAUCACGGUCUGGGGCGAGGGGCCCCGCAACGCCGAGAAGCCGCCGUGCGCGUCCUCUGGCCGGGAGCCCAAACCCUCCCACUCCAGCCGCCACUGCGUGACGCUGCUCCUGGGCCCCAAGGGCGAGGUCCUCAGCGAGCACCGGAUCCCACACUGCGCGACUCCGGCCCCAAGGGUCUUCGUCGGCUACACCGACUUGUCCAUCGACCGCUUCCCGCUCCCGGAGGUGGAGCCCGGCACCGACCCCUGCGAGCCGCCUGGAACCCCGCGCAGAGGCCGCGUGCGAGAGCCCCGGGUCGGUCGCCGGAGGCCACGGUGGGAACCGCGGGUCCCCGGGACCCCGCCUCCUCUCCAAGCCCCCCCCCAGCAAAACGGUCCCGCGGAUCCCCUCGCCUGGGCGGCCCCAACGUCCCCAGGUCCCGUCCUGCCGCCCCGAGUCACCAGGGCGUCCCUCAGCCCCUGCACCAUGCCAGGCGCGGAGCCCUCUAGGGCCGCUUUCCACGGGCCGGCCGCCGCCCUCAUGAUCCUCGCCCCCCAGGACGCGGGCCCUACACCGCCGCCGAGCUCGGGGAAGCGCUUCCACCCGCGGGAGGGGCCCGCGCAGCACCUGCCCCCCAUCCCCGGGGAGCGCGCGCCGGAGGGAGAGCGCGGCCCGCCUGACCCCACCCCACCGCCGCCUCCCGCAGACGCCGGGCUGGGCCUGGAGGAGCACCGAGUUCGGGUGUGCCGGAAGAGCGUGGACCGCGGCUGCCCCAUGGUCGCCCUGUCGGUGCCGAGCACGGCCGAGAGCAGAUACGGCUUCCGCUUCCUCAGCUGCCUGCCGUUCACCGCGGACGCCUGCCGCCGCGCCUAGGGGCCGGGACCGCGGGGAGGGCGGGCGGGACGGGCGCGGGGACUAGGCAGGGGGGUCCGCUGCGUAAUUUAAUGAACCAACGUUGCCUACAAAGUAAAUCGCAUUUCUGUACACCUG